Messenger RNA from Pimephales promelas (fathead minnow), 1908 nucleotides. The record is from RefSeq and is a predicted model, not a curated record. NCBI's taxonomy places the organism in Eukaryota, Metazoa, Chordata, Actinopteri, Cypriniformes, Leuciscidae.
ACCUGCUCUGACACCUGCCCCAAGCCCUGCUCUUUCACCUUCCCAAAGACCUGCCCUGAGACCAGCUCCGAGAUCUGCCCCAAGCCCUGCUCCUUCACCUUCCCAAAGACCUGCCCUGAGACCUGUCUGAAGACGUGCCCUGAGACCUGCUCUGACACCUGCACCAAGCCCUGCUCCUUUACUUUUCCCAAGACCUGCCCUGAGACCAGCUCCGAGAUCUGCUCCAAGCCUUGCUCCAUCACCUUCCCCGAGACCUGUCUGAAGACUUACUCUGAGACCUGCUCUGACACCUGCCCCAAGCCCUGCUCCUUCACCUUCCCAAAGACCUGCCCUGAGACCUGUCUGAAGACGUGCCCUGAGACCUGCUCUGACACCUGCACCAAGCCCUGCUCCUUUACUUUUCCCAAGACCUGCCCUGAGACCAGCUCCGAGAUCUGCUCCAAGCCUUGCUCCAUCACCUUCCCCGAGACCUGUCUGAAGACUUACUCUGAGACCUGCUCUGACACCUGCCCCAAGCCCUGCUCCUUCACCUUCCCCAAGACCUGCCCUGAGACAUGUCUGAAGACUUACUCUGCGACCUGCCCUGACACCUGCCUAAUACCGUGCCCUGAGACCAGUUCCAAAUCCAUAAUUAUUCCCCAUCAUUGUGGUACAGUUGCUCCCAAAGCCUACAGUGUUUAUGGCUGCGGUUUUGGCGGAAGGACUGGCAGACUGUACAACGGAGGACACGGUGAAAGAUUUGGUGCAAGAAUCAUGGCUGGAGGGUGCUAUGGAAGAGAUUAUGACUACCUCCAGAAGACCGAGAAGGCCACCAUGCAAAACCUGAAUGACCGUCUGGCAUCCUACCUAGAUAAGGUGCACUUUCUGGAGACUGCCAAUGCCACUCUGGAGAGGCAGAUUCGCGAGCACUAUGAGAAGAAGGGACCGGUCUGCCAGAGGGACUACAGUUGCUACUUUAAAACCAUUGAUUGCCUGAAGGAAAAGAUUAAAGAUGCUACCAUCAACAACGGCAAAAUCCUCCUGCGUAUCGACAACUCUAAAUUGGCUGCUGAGGACUUCAGGAUAAAAUAUGAGAAUGAGUCGUUGAUACGGCAGUGUGUGAAGGCUGACGUUGAUAACCUGCAUCGCAUACUUGAUAAGACAUGCCUGGCAAAGGCUGACUUGGAGAUGCAGACCUGCAAUCUGCAGGAGGAGCUGGUAUAUUUGAAGAAAAGUCACCAGGAGAAUGUGGCGGCACUACUGUGUCAGUUAACAAACACAAAAGUGUGUGUGGAAGUGGAUGCUGCUCCUCAACAAGACCUGAACAAGGUUUUGGACGACAUGCGGUGUCAUUAUGAGACCAUCAUUGAUAAACACUGCAGAAAACAGGAGUGUUGGUUCAAGGAGAAAAUGGCAGAUCUGUGUAAAGAUGCUGCCACCAACACAGAGUGUCUAGAAACCUCUAGAUCAAAGAUCUCAGAUUUGCGACGUACUUUGCAGUGCCUGGAGAUCGAGCUACAGUCUCAGAUCAGCAUGAAAGGAGCAGAGGAGUGCUCACUGUUGGAAACAGAGGCUAGGUAUAGCACUAUGCUAGCUGGCUUUCAGAAGCAUAUCAACUCAUUGGAGGCAGAGCUUUGUCAGGUGCGCUCUGGCAUUGAGCAGCAGGGCAGAGACUAUGCUGUACUGCUGGACAUCAAGAGCCGUCUGGAGCAGGAGAUCGCCACUUACAGAUGCCUCCUGGAAAAUCAGGGCGUUCAGACUCAAGCACAGGGUGAGGGUUUGUGUGUACAACGCCAGUCUAAAAAGUAGUCAAGUGCAAUAAUAAACAAAUGUAAACAAAGAACUGUAACAAGGUUAUAAUGCAACUGUAUUAAACAUUCUGUAUUGACAGUCUUACAAUUCACAAUUAAAGACCAGUUGGGAAACAUA